AUGAAAGUGCACUGGGGUUUAGAGGGGGUUAAUGGGUGGGGCUUGUUAGGAAGGGAUAUUGGGCACUACGCGUGGGGCGCACCAACAGGCCGGCGGAACAGCCGCUGCUCGGCGCGGGUUGGCAAUUUUGCUGGUUGGGUGCCUAGUAUUGGUGUCCCUCUCCGUGGGUAUAUUGCGGGGGGGGGCGGGGGGGAUUGGGGGUUGAUGUAUAAAUGUUGGUGUUUGGUUGUAGGGGGGUGGUGCUGUUGGGGUUCUGUCUGGGGUAUUGGCUUAAGCGGGGUCAUUCGGCACAGGUUUGCUAUAGCUAGGGAGGACUUGGACCACAGGCGGUUGGGGGGUGGGUUUUUGUAG
This is a messenger RNA of Knipowitschia caucasica, 351 nucleotides long. Lineage: Eukaryota; Metazoa; Chordata; Actinopteri; Gobiiformes; Gobiidae. The record is from the annotation of a GenBank genome assembly.